AUGUCUGAAGCUAAAACCUGUUGUGGCGGUGCCUGCGUGAGCAAGUCAGGCUAUGAUUUGCUGACUUGGAAAGACCCAUCUGUUUCCGGCAAAGUGUUUGGAUCUUUGGUGGGAUCCCUGCUUUUGCUGAACCAAGUCACACGACCAAUAAUACUAACCCAUCUAGUUUCUGCAUUGGGCGAGUACGCCGGUAAGCUGGCCACCGGCCAAGGAUUUGUCACCAGAUUCAGACCGGCAUACAAGAACGUCAUUGGCCAGUACGCUGAGGAAUACGCCAGCCAUGCAGCCAACCUCAUCAAGACUGCCGAGCUCAAACUGCAGGAGCUACUCUACGCAAAGGACAUUGAGUCCACCCUGAAGGUGGCCGGCGUCGCCUACAUCCUCUACAAGCUGAGCUCCUGGUUCACCCUCUGGACUCUGCUCUUCACGGCUACUCUGACGGCAUUCUCCGUUCCUCCUCUUUACUUGAAGAACCAAAAACAGAUCGACGAUGCUAUUGUCACGUACACAAAGGUUGUCAAGGACAAGGUGGCCGAGCUGCUUCAAUUGAUCAAGGAGAAGACCGGUCCAGCACUGGAGAACGCCGAAAAGAAGCUGGGUCCAGUCGGCAGCUUCAUCAGAUCCAAGGUUCCAGUCAGAACUGCUGGAUCUACUGUUGGCGAGACCCCGGCUGCAAACAGCACGGCUUCUACAGCCGAAUCGGCUCCAUCCAUCCCUUCUGCUGCUCCUUCCGCCCCCACCGAGACUGGUGACGAUGCCAUCACCAACCCAUUGGCCGACGUGAAGAAGCAAGCAGAGGCUGCUUUGUAA
This is a messenger RNA of Ogataea haglerorum, 810 nucleotides long. RefSeq lists its product as uncharacterized. The coding region runs from base 1 to 810 and encodes 269 amino acids. The transcript has 2 exons. Lineage: Eukaryota; Fungi; Ascomycota; Pichiomycetes; Pichiales; Pichiaceae. The record is from RefSeq and is a predicted model, not a curated record.